Messenger RNA from Penicillium oxalicum, 2400 nucleotides. Its product is annotated as dynamin-related GTPase DNM1. The coding region runs from base 1 to 2400 and encodes 799 amino acids. Gene Ontology annotation, molecular function: GTPase activity; GTP binding; microtubule binding. Gene Ontology annotation, cellular component: microtubule; mitochondrion; peroxisome. Gene Ontology annotation, biological process: mitochondrial fission; peroxisome fission. The transcript has 3 exons. The record is from RefSeq and is a predicted model, not a curated record. Lineage: Eukaryota; Fungi; Ascomycota; Eurotiomycetes; Eurotiales; Aspergillaceae.
AUGGCGUCUCUCGGCGAUGAUUUGCUCGUCACUGUGAACAAGCUGCAGGACCUGGUCUUCAACACGAUCGGCAAUGACUCUCUCGAUCUUCCUCAGAUUGUCGUUGUUGGUUCCCAGUCGUCUGGCAAAUCGUCCGUCUUGGAGAACAUUGUCGGACGAGACUUUUUGCCGCGUGGCAGUGGCAUCGUCACUCGUCGUCCCCUGAUUCUUCAACUCAUCAACAUCCCCAGCGAGCGCCCCGACCGGCCCGAGAACGACGAAGUCCAUGUCCCGCACACCCCUGAAAGCGUUGCUGGUCAACAUGAGUGGGCCGAGUUCCAUCACCUCCCAGGUCGCAAGUUUGAGGACUUCUUGAUGGUGAAGCAGGAGAUCGAAGCGGAGACAGCGCGCAUUGCUGGGAGCAACAAGGGCAUCAACAGGCAGCCGAUCAACCUGAAAAUCUUCUCCCCACACGUCCUGAAUUUGACGUUGGUGGACCUGCCAGGUCUGACCAAGGUGCCUAUUGGUGACCAACCGUCCGACAUCGAGAAGCAGACCCGGACCUUGAUUCUUGAAUAUAUCGCCAAGCCGAACAGUAUCAUUCUCGCUGUUUCACCCGCCAAUGUGGACCUGGUCAACUCGGAGGCUCUGAAGCUUGCUCGUCAGGUCGACCCAAUGGGCCGCCGAACCAUCGGAGUCUUGUCUAAAUUGGACCUGAUGGACCACGGCACAAAUGCGAUGGACAUCCUCUCUGGUCGGGUGUACCCCUUGAAGCUGGGCUUCAUUGGCGUGGUCAACCGCUCGCAGCAGGAUAUCCAGUGCGGCAAGUCGCUCUCCGAGGCUCUGCGCGCCGAAGCAGACUUUUUCCGUCAUCACCCAGCCUAUCGAAAUAUGGCCAAUCGAUGUGGCACACAGUUUUUGGCCAAAACUCUCAAUUCGACGCUGAUGGCACACAUUCGAGACCGUCUCCCAGAUAUCAAGGCCCGUUUGAACACUCUGAUGGGGCAGACGCAACAAGAACUGGCCAGCUAUGGGAACAAGCAGUUCAGCGGGAAAGAACAUCGUGGCUCUUUGAUCCUUCAGCUCAUGACACGAUUCGCCUCAUCUUUCAUCUCGUCUAUUGACGGAACAUCAUCCGAGAUCUCCACCAAGGAGCUCUGCGGCGGCGCGCGUAUCUACUACAUCUUCAACGAAGUCUUUGGAAACUCUUUGGAGACAAUUGAUCCCACCCAUAACUUGACAGUCUCCGAUAUCAGAACCGCGAUCCGGAACUCAACAGGUCCUCGCCCUAGCUUGUUCGUGCCCGAACUCGCCUUUGAUCUCCUGGUUAAGCCGCAGAUCAAGCUGCUUGAGGCGCCCGCUCAACGAUGUGUUGAGCUGGUCUACGAAGAGUUGAUCAAGAUUUGUCACACCUGCGGCUCUCAGGAACUUUUGCGAUUCCCUCGUCUGCAGGGUAAGCUAAUUGAAGUCGUGUCGGACCUUCUCCGCGAGCGAUUGGGCCCCUGCUCUGGCUAUGUGGAGUCUUUGAUCUCCAUCCAGCGGGCCUACAUCAACACCAACCACCCCAACUUCCCUGGCGCUGCCGCCGCCAUGCAGUCCAUCAUCCAGAACAGACAAGAGGAGGAACGCAAAGUCCUUUUGGCUGAGGAGAAGCGCAAGCGUGAGAAGCGACGCCAAAAGGAGCUCACUGCCGCAAACGGAGCUGCUGGCGGGCCAGACGAUGAGGAUGCACAGGCCGAGUCCAAGACCCUACCACUUCGGAAUCAGUCCGGGAAACCGACCCGAAGCAUGUCGCCUCACGUUGGCCGGGGUGCAGAGAAUGGAAUCGCUGCCACUUUGAACGGUGCUCACGCAGGCAGUGCGGCCGCAUUUGGUAGCUCACACCAUACCACGCGUGACUCAUUCCUCAACUACUUCUUUGGUAAAGAGGGUGGUCUGUCAAGUGCCGCGACUGCGCCUCAGCCGGGUUUGACCCGGCCAGUGACUCAUCACAGUGAACCGAGCAUCAGUCAGAGCAUUCGUCGUCAAGAGGUUCGGUCACCAGUCUUGCCGGUGGAGGAAUACCCAGCACCUCCCAGCGAAUUUGGCGGAGACAUAUCCUCUUUCCCCCAUGAAAAUGCGGAGCCCACCUUGACGGACCGCGAGAUUCUCGAAACCGAGCUCAUCCGCCGUCUUAUCUCCUCCUACUUCAACAUCGUGCGGGAAACCAUUGCCGACCAAGUUCCUAAGGCGAUUAUGCACCUGCUCGUCAACCACAGUAAAGAUGUUGUGCAAAACCGACUCGUCAGCGAACUCUACAAAGAGGAUUUGUUUGGCGAAUUGCUCUAUGAAGACGAUGGCAUCAAGGCCGAGCGAGAAAAAUGCGAGCGAUUGUUGGAGACUUACAAGGAAGCCGCCAAGAUCGUGGGCGAAGUUUUAUAG